AUGACGCCCAAGGGAUCUCGCAAGAGAGUGAAGACCAACCCCUCUGGUGUGGACUCACCGGCUGGACUGAGCGGUGAUGGCCGAGACCGCUCAGGUUCCCAGUCACAGGGGUACAAUGCUAGCUGGUACCCCGGGUCUUGGUCUUCCACUGCGAGAGUGUCUAAAGCAGCUCCAGUUACCGAGGUUGCCCGUGAGAGCAUUUCAGCGGCCAAAACUGUAGCAUCGAACGUCACCAACUCAUCAGCUUCUCUUCUGAAUACCCCAACAAAGAAUCUAUACCCUUCCAUUCAUCUUACGCGAAAGGCGGGCGCCUCGACCAGGUCUCUACCCGCUGAUGCUACCACCACCCGAAUCAACAUCGCAUCGGAUGGUUCGGCUUCCACUACAGCUGCCGACGAUACCGAAGAAUCCAGGGCUAUAGAACCGGCAAAACCUGACAAAGAAUUACUUGACGAGAGUGGCGUUAAGUCGCUAGAGGAACCAGUCAAGGAACGGGAAGCCACCCCUGAAGCUGAUCCCAGCACCUCGCAUGCGGGAUCUACAAAGGACCCCCAGCAAUCUAGUGGUUGGCUCUCAUGGAUAUAUGGAUCAUCAGCUACAUCCAAAGUUGCUGCAAAUGUCCCAGUAUCUACGCACGCCGUGGACCAUCAAGUGGCCGAAAACCAAAUGGCAGAGCAGGGUGUUGAACCUACUGUGAUAGAUUAUGCAUCACGGGAAGAAGAACUGGAACUGGAGCCAGAGCAGAUAAUAGAUACCGUUGAAGGUAUACCCACAUCCCAAAAACGAUCGUGGCUUCAGAUGUGGUAUGGUACAAAUACAUUGUGCAAGCAAGAAGACCCACCAUCUACAGAAUCCACAAUCUCCCGUUCCGCGAAUCACAAUCCCACCGAGACUCCCUCCACAAACAUGGCACUGCAGGAUCCCCACCAUGGGCCAGCAGAACCAGCUGGUGGACCGCAGACCCCAGUUGGAACCACGAGAUCAUCGGGCUGGUCAUUCUGGUCCAAAGAUCCAAAAAAGGUCGGGCCCUCUGAUAAACUCCAGGAAGGCGAAGCUAUUGAGGCGUCAAUGGGACAGAACUUGUCAUCAAAGCGUACAGCACUUGAAUCAGAUGCAGAUUCAAAUGUCAACAUCACACAGAAAAGCACUAUCAAAAUCAAGCCCCAAAAAGACAACUGUCUCAAAGAUGGAUCUGCUGUGUCCACCAUUGAGAGCACUUCUACAUCUAUGCCGCCUGUUGAACCUCGACCAGCCGAUACCAGUACUUCAAAACACUUGCAGCAAACUCUCCCCAACCAAGUACUGCCGAAGUUCGAAGAAACCUAUACGUUUGAGCAACCGCCCUCCAUCUUGCAGAGCCUUGGUCGACUUCUGCAUUAUGGGAAAGGGCCAGAGGUCAGGCAUGUCAGCAGGGUCCGAGAUCCUCUGCAUGUGAGACGCGCUUUGGCUAUCGGUGUUCAUGGGUAUUUCCCCGCUCCUUUCAUUCGAAACUUACUCGGACAGCCCACUGGGACAUCUAUCCGGUUCUCCAAUAUGGCAGCAGAUGCUAUCCGGAACUACACAGAGGGAUAUGGCUACUCUUGCAGUAUUGAAAAGAUUGCAUUGGAAGGAGAAGGUCGAAUUGCGGAGCGAGUGGAUCUCCUGUGGAAGCUGCUUCUAAAUUGGAUGGAGGAGAUCCGCAAGGCUGAUUUCAUCUUGUUCGCAUGUCACAGUCAAGGUGUGCCGGUAACAAUUAUGCUAGUUGCAAAGUUGAUACAGUUCGGCUGUCUUGACGUCAAACGGGUCGGAAUCUGCGCCAUGGCGGGUGUGAACCUAGGCCCCUUCCCGGAUUAUCGCUCUCGGUGGAUCAGUGGAUCGGCUGGAGAGCUGUUCGAAUUUGCACUACCUUUCAGCAAGGUGUCAAAAGAGUACGAAGCUGCUCUCAAAUGUGCUCUCAAUUUUGGUGUUCGCAUCUGUUACAUCGGAAGUAUUGAUGAUCAACUAGUUUCACUGGAGUCCUCUCUCUUCUCGCCUAUCACCCACCCUUAUGUCUACCGCGCUGUCUUCGUGGAUGGCCGAGUCCACGCCCCAAGCUUCCUUUCCCAUCUAGUUGGCUUCGCCCUCAAACUUCGCAACCUUGGUAUCCCGGACCACGGUCUAAUCCGCGAACUAAGUACCCCAUUAGCAGGAAGUUUAUACUCAGGAGAGGGACAUUCUCGGCUGUACGACGAUGAAGCUGUGUACUUCAUGGCCAUAGAAUUUGCACUCGAGACUUCUUCCGCGCCAGACUCCGCGCUCAGCGUCAUACGAGCUAGCAGCUCCGCUACGCCAAAUCCGUACAUUCUUCCCUUCGCCAUGCGCGGACUGCUGGAAGAGGAAUAUGUGCGCCGAGAACUUCACGACGAGACUAUGGAAUUGCUCAGGCAAUUUGACGACUGGAAACCUUCUAGCAAGGUUCUGAAAGAUGUGAAGUUUAGACUAGAAGGUAUCCGGUCAAAACUCUAG
Messenger RNA from Penicillium digitatum Pd1, 2484 nucleotides. RefSeq lists its product as uncharacterized. Lineage: Eukaryota; Fungi; Ascomycota; Eurotiomycetes; Eurotiales; Aspergillaceae. The record is from RefSeq and is a predicted model, not a curated record.